This is a messenger RNA of Abrus precatorius (Indian licorice), 2049 nucleotides long. Its product is annotated as dihydroneopterin aldolase 1-like. Gene Ontology annotation, molecular function: dihydroneopterin aldolase activity. The record is from RefSeq and is a predicted model, not a curated record. Gene Ontology annotation, cellular component: cytoplasm. The transcript has 3 exons. Bases 1442 to 1861 code for a protein of 139 amino acids. Gene Ontology annotation, biological process: folic acid-containing compound metabolic process. NCBI's taxonomy places the organism in Eukaryota, Viridiplantae, Streptophyta, Magnoliopsida, Fabales, Fabaceae.
ACUGUCACAGAAUCCGCUUGCACGACCUCCAAAAAAACAUUCUCCUACAACGCUGCUAAUCGUCUUCUCCGCUGUUGGUAUUUUUUGCAAAUGUAUGUCGUGUUGAUUGUAAAGAUAGAAUAACCAAUCAGGUGAAAGUGCUUAAAGUUAAUGAGAAAAGAUAGGGAAACGAGUUACAAUCAAGUUUGAGACCGUGUUCGUACUGUCCAACAAUGUUGCUUUUGAAAGUGAUAUGCCUAAAAAUUAACGAUAAAGUGCUUGCUAAAAAUUCAAUUAAAAAUUAUUUUGGCCUCUUUCUUUUGGAUGCUGCGUUCAACAGCCCUGCGUUGAUUUCAAGAGUUUGUUAUUGCUUCUCCCCAACGUGCUCCAGAGGUCAUCAUCUUCUUGUUCUUUCUAGGUUUCUUAUUUUUCUCUCUGCCUAUCUCUGUAUUUUCAUUUUGUGUUGGAAUGGAUAAUGAUUGCAUGGCUAGUGAUUUCAGGCUAUGAUACCAACUAAUCCUCUUUCAAGUAGUUUGAACCUAGGCAAUAGUUGAAGUUGUGCCUGGACUGUCUUUUAUUACUCCCACGAUCUCUUAUAUUUCUGAUUUGAAAUUAUACUGUUUAAUCAUGUGAGAAAUUUAGUUGUGCAAAAGUUGUGAUGAUUUUCUUUGAAUAGAUGCAGUUAAAGGCCACAAAGAUGCCUUUAUUCUUCACUUAUCGUAAUGAUGUGUAAUUAUCUGUAUGCAUUUUGGUUUUAAUUAUUACAAAUUAAACGUUUUAACAUUUUGUGUAUGUGAAAUUUUGGAAUUUUGGUUUGGUUGAAAAGUAGAUCUGCUUGAGUCUCAGUCAGAGUUCUGGAUUUUUUUUUUAAUUAUUUCUGUUGGACUCGGAAAUGGAGAGUCACGGUUUUCUCUGCUUGCUUGAUUGGGAUAUGGUGUAUAAAAUUCAGACAGGCAUCCAUUUUUGGGAACUGAAACUGUAAGAACCGAACUUGUGAUUCAACUAAUCAGAGGUGCUAAAUGAGGUCACUAUUGGCAAGUGUGGUCAGAUGAUGGUCACUUAUGUUUUUUUUUUUUUUAUAUAUAUAUAUAUACAAUCUGCUGUUGUAUAAUUUACAGAUUACAUUCUGGAAUCAAAUGUGCACGGUGUGCUUGUGUAUGUACUGAUCAAGUCAAGGUUCAAUGUUUCCCCUUUUUGAUUAUCAUCGAAAGCAUACUUUGUUCGGCACUAGUUGAAUUAUACUUCAAUUUUGCUUCUGCUUUGAUUUACUGCCUAUCGAUGUAUUGGUCUCUAUUUGUUUAUACAUCUGUUUAUUACACGAAUCAGUAUGAGAUGGUUUGAUGAACCAAGUCGUUCCAUUUGUGAUUCAGAGUUUUGGUCGGCCGUUAUAUUUUUAUUUAGCAAAGAUUACUUGUUAGAUUUGAUUUGAUUUUUAAAACCAAAUGCACCUUUGAAUUUCUAUAUGCAAUUAAUUUCAGCAAAAAUGCAAUCCGAUGCAUUGCUAUUGGGGGACAAACUCAUACUGAGGGGAUUGACAUUCCAUGGUUUUCAUGGAGCAAAGCCUGAAGAAAGGAAGCUGGGCCAGAAGUUCUUGGUAGAUAUGGAUGCUUGGGUGGAUCUCCGUGCAGCUGGCAAAUCUGAUCACUUAUCAGACACAGUUAGUUACACAGAAAUAUAUCGUAUAGCUAAGGAAACUAUUGAAGGGACACCUCACAACCUUCUGGAAUCAGUGGCCCAAAAAAUUGCAUUCACUGCUCUGAGAAAUCAUCAAGAGCUAUCUGCUAUUCGUGUGAAGGUUGGAAAGCCUCAUGUGGCAGUUCGUGGCCCAGUUGAUUACUUGGGCGUUGAGAUUCUUAGACGCAGAAGCGAUUUGACUGACUAGAACUUGCAUGUUUACUGCUGCAGAAUUUAUAUUUCUUCAGGUUCCAUUGAACACAAAAGUAAUUACUCUUGUUUCAGUACAGCAUUCGUCUUUUGUCUUUAUCUUUUAUGAGCCUUACUAAUAAAAAUUAAAGAUGAAUGUCAGGCAUACUAUAUACUAUGCAAUUUAGCUGAAUUCUCCAAAACAAA